AUGACCUCGCUCCUGGAUCUGGAUCCGUAUGCGGUUCUGGGAGUCCCCAAGGACGCCACCACCGCCGAGAUUCGUGCGGCCCAUCGAAAGCGAGUGCUCAAAUGUCAUCCCGAUAAAGUACAAGACGAAGCGCUCCGAAGUGCAGCGCAGGAUGAAUUCCAACGGGUUCAGCAGGCGUAUGAAACCCUAUCCGAUGAAACUCGCCGGAUACGCUACGACCAAAAGGCCAAGCUAGCGGAGUUGAAGCGUGAAGUGCUCGAACAGCGAAGACGAGCCGCAGAGGCAACUCCGGUUUCCUCCCCCCGCGGCAGCGGAAGCUCAAGUUUCCGCGAAGUGCGGGAAGGCCGCGUCUUUGAAGAACGAGUGCCCGUCGACAUUCUGUUAGAUGAAGAGCUGCGAUACACAGAAGAGCCACGGUCAAUGUCGCGCAAGUGUGAGGAAUAUAGCGCACGAUACAAGACACGAUCAACCGAAGAGAAGAAGAAGACACGAACGCCGAUGAGUGCUUUCCGCGCUGCCAAGGAUAUUCGAGACACGACCAAAGCCAAAUAUGCUGACCAGGCCAAACAACGGGACCGCGAUCGCCGCAGUCAAGCCUCCGCCAAAUACGACUAUUUCGACUCAACCGCAGAAUCUGACGACUCGGAUUCAAGCAGACCUGAUCUCUCGGCGGGCCGUGCCAAGCGGCCGGUUUACCGAUCCCGCGAGUCUCGUGAAUCUCGGGAAUCUCGCGAGGCUUACGAAACGCGGGAUUUGCCCCGGGACGCGAGGGAAAUCCGGACUCGGUCGAGAGAAUACGUUCAGCGCCGCACUGGAUCCUAUGAAGAAGAUGAGAGCCAACCCGUUUCUAGCCGCUACAGCAGCCGUAAGCAUGACAGCUUAUAUCACGACGCUGAAGAACAUAUCCAACGUUCCAAAUACGAAGGUCCGCGGGGGUCUCGGUCUCCACAGCGACACCGUGGUUACGAGUCCACCGAGCCAGAGGCGAACACCAGUCGACGCGCGGGACGGUCCUCCCGCUCUGCACGACCAGAGUCAACAUCACGCCAUAACUCCUGGGAAAAGCUUGAGUCUCCGCGCCGGGAGGUCCCGAAAAUGCCCACCUCCGCUACAUCUCCCUACAAGUCCUCAAUUCGCCCAUCUUUGUUUGGAGCACGCGCGACUACCUCAGCAGGGUUCACCCGGCCGAAACGCGAGGGUUCCAGUCGAGAAGAGCCGACUCUGGAGAAGAUGGCCCGCGAGGAAAUUCCUGUGCGGCCGUCCCGACGCUACGACUCGGGUUAUUCCAGUCCAAAUACGCCCGAGAUGCCUGCCAGAGGAGCUUCGCCUAAGACGACCGCUCGCUACAAGAUCCUGGAUCCAACCACCACAGAGCCUUCCAAGUCCUCCAAGUAUCGUGCAAACUCCCCUGUUCGGAUCACCCCCAAGCGUGCCAGUACGUUUGCCUCCUUUGAGAAAGAGUCACCUCGAGUCGAGGUGCGUACGGUGAGGCCGGGGCGUCAAUACGAUGACGAAUUGCCCAUCCGAUCGCGUACUCAAGACGUCAAGUACGCCCGUGAGAUUCGACCGAGCGAGGUCUAUGUUUCGCCGAGUCGAUCUCAUUACUACAGUGACCCUCGCGACCCGCCAAUUGGAAGACGACAAUCUACCGCUGCAUAA
Messenger RNA from Penicillium oxalicum, 1659 nucleotides. RefSeq names its product J domain-containing protein. Bases 1 to 1659 code for a protein of 552 amino acids. The transcript has a single exon. The record is from RefSeq and is a predicted model, not a curated record. Gene Ontology annotation, biological process: protein refolding. NCBI's taxonomy places the organism in Eukaryota, Fungi, Ascomycota, Eurotiomycetes, Eurotiales, Aspergillaceae. Gene Ontology annotation, cellular component: cytoplasm.